Thelazia callipaeda (thelaziosis nematode) is the source of this 297-nucleotide messenger RNA. The record is from the annotation of a GenBank genome assembly. Lineage: Eukaryota; Metazoa; Nematoda; Chromadorea; Rhabditida; Thelaziidae.
AUGGCACAAACCUUGGAGUCCUUCACGAACAAAGUGAUAUCAGUGAUUACGGGGGAUGGUCGGAAUAUAAUUGGGCUGAUGAGAGGUUUUGACCAAACAAUCAACCUAGUUCUUGAAGAUUCUCACGAACGCGUUUUUAGUGAAGAAUCAGGUGUUGAGCAGAUUCCGCUUGGGCUAUACAUCGUGCGUGGUGAUAAUGUAGCGGUGGUUGGUGAAUUAGAUGAAGAUCUGGAUAAGCGAUUAGAUUUUAGCAAAAUGAAAGCGCCACCGUUGGGUGCAAUAUGGCUAUAUAUGUGA